Messenger RNA from Colossoma macropomum (tambaqui), 4902 nucleotides. RefSeq lists its product as uncharacterized. Lineage: Eukaryota; Metazoa; Chordata; Actinopteri; Characiformes; Serrasalmidae. Gene Ontology annotation, molecular function: serine-type endopeptidase activity. The transcript has 25 exons. Gene Ontology annotation, biological process: proteolysis. The coding region runs from base 194 to 4387 and encodes 1397 amino acids. The record is from RefSeq and is a predicted model, not a curated record.
GGGGGCUUGCAGGUGUUUCAGGUGCACCUUGUUAGCUUACCAUAAAACAAAGUACAGCCUCACAAAGUUCAACAGCGAACAGCAGAUAUAAACAUGGGACAGUUGUCUGGUAAAAGCAUUGCAAGGUUGUCUUCAUCAGCUUGAACACACCUUCAGUCAGGACGCUGUGGACGAAGAACACCAGAAGAGGAAGAUGGCGUCCAAGAAAGGCCUGACAGCCUUGGAGAAAAGUCUGAUUGUUCUCUUUGUGGCCAUGACCUUGGCCUACGUUGGCCUGAUCGUGGUCUAUGUCACUGAGAGAAACAACUCUGAAACUGAGAAUGAAGAAGAGGAGGUAUUGGAUUCGGGUUGUGGAAGCCUGGGACAGCUGAGCGGAGACUCGGGGGAGUUCAGCAGUGGGAAUUAUCCAAGCAACUACAAUACCGGAAUGAGCUGCAGCUGGCACAUCACUGUGGAAAACAAUAAGGUGAUCCAUUUAUGGUUCCAAGACUUUUCUCUGGAGGAUUCAGGCACGUGCAGUGCAGACUCUCUCACGCUCCGGGACAACCUGGGGAUCAUCGGGAAGUACUGCGGUCAUUCCAAGCCAAAGCCGGUCGUGUCUCUGGGAAACAGUUUGGUGGUUUACUUCGACACCAAUGACAGACAGACGGACAGAGGCUUCAAAGCCAUGUACCGCGCAGUGGACCCCGAGGCGGUUACAGAAAUAGUUGGUGCUGGUGGUGUCCUGCAGGGUGACCGUGGGGAGUUGAUGACCCCUGGCUUUCCUGAACAGAGCUAUGAGAGCGGUGUGCUCUACCAGUGGAGGAUUGUAGUGAGUGCUGGGGAGAAGGUCCAACUCACGUUUACAGCUUUUGACCUGGUGCCUGAUUCCUGUGGAGACUUUGUGGACGUCUUUGAUGGUCAUUCAGAUGGUGUUAGUGCCCCUAAACUGGGUCACUUCUGUGGAAACCAGAUGCCAGAACCAGUGGUCUCCAGUAGCAAUGAGAUGGUGGUGCGUUUUAAAAGCGACUCUGGCCAGACUGCUAAAGGCUUCAGCGCUGUCUACACUGUGGCCACUGAUCCACCAGUAACAUCAACCACCAGACCUGCAUCCACCACCACCACCUCCGCCGCUCAAACCCCUAAAACUACGCCAUCCACCACAUCUGCACCCAUAAACUCUGGCUGUGGGUCUCUUGGGACUCUUUCUGGUCGUAAAGGUGUGAUCCACUCAGUGGGCUUCCCUGAUGUGUAUCCUGCAAACCUGCAGUGUUCAUGGAACAUCAGCGUGGAUGAGGGUCUACUGGUCAAACUGCACAUUACUGACCUGGCCAUCGUGGGAGAAGCGGGACAGUGUGGCCAGGACCAGCUCACUGUGUCCGACAGCCAGCAAUCACUGGGAACACACUGCGGGUUUAUUCUCCCUCCAGUGCUUGUCAGUGUCAGUAACAGGAUGUCCCUGACUUUCCAGUCUGACGGCCGGCUGGCUGACCGUGGCUUCUCCGCCAGGUGGGAGGCUGUGUAUCCAGAGGACAUUGCCGAAAUCCAAGGCUGUGGAGGCUUCUCUUACGAGGAGAUGGGAGUCAUCAAGUCAGAAAACUGGCCCAUGAACUACCCUCCCAACAGAGAGUGCCUGUGGAAGGUGCAGGUGCCCGAGGGCAAAACCAUCACGCUGACGUUCACCCAGUUUGACAUGGAGGCGGCUGGCAUCCUGUUAGGCCGCUGCUUUGACAACGUGGUCAUUUAUGAUGGAUCACAGCCCACGGCCAAGAAAUACGGGCCUUACUGUGGUACCAGUAUCCCCCCAGUGAUCCAUACAACAGGGAAUGAGCUGGUGAUGCAUUUCUAUGCUGACUUCUUCACGGAAGCGAAGGGAUUCAGAGCGUUUUGGACCACAGAUCCGACACUGCCCGCUCCAACUGAACCGCCUGUACCACCAAACCCCUGGGAUGAUCUCCCCAUAGAAUGGCCAGAGACUUGCGGAAGGCCUGCGAUUCCCCCCAUGGUCAACGCUCGCAUAGUGAAUGGCGAGGCUGCCAAAGCUCACUCCUGGCCCUGGCAAGUGUCCAUGCAGGUUUGGCCCGAGUCCCAGCCGACCCCCAUGUUCGCCCACACGUGUGGUGGGACGCUAAUCCAUAAGCACUGGGUAAUGACAGCUGCUCAUUGCUUCAUCAGGUACGCAGAUCAACUGCAGAGAUGGCAGAUGUGUCUAGGCAAACACAACCUGACCCUGUCAGAGCCUGGACAGCAGUGCUUUGGUGUUCAGGGCAUUUACCGCCAUGAGGGCUUUAACUACCCCACCAGUCCCACCGUGGAGUUUGACAUCGCCCUGGUGCGCCUGGAUGGAGAGGUGACCCUGUCUGACCACGUCCACUUUGCCUGCCUGCCGCCCAUCGAGGAGGUGCUUCCAGGAGGAAAAACAUGCUAUGCUACAGGCUGGGGAGACGAGACAGGGAACUUCUUAGCUCCAAAAGCGUCUGAGACUCUAAACCAGGUGGCUCUUCCUGUCGUACCUUAUGACACCUGCAAGCGCAUGGACUACUGGUGGUUCCAGGUCAAAUCCUCUAUGAUCUGUGCUGGAUACAAUUUACCUGAUGAGCUCAAGUCUGUGUGUCAGGGGGACUCAGGUGGGCCCCUCGUGUGUCAGGACGGCCCCUCGGAUCCCUGGGAGGUGCACGGCAUUACAAGCUUUGGGCCCAUCGGCUGUAUCAUGAACAAGAAGCCCAGUGUGUUCACCCGCACAUCUGCCUACCUGCCCUGGAUAGAGAAUAUCAUGCGCAAGGACAUCUAUGAAGGCAUCAGUUCGGGCUGUGGUGGGCUGAAGGAGCAGACUGGUACUGAAGGUGUUUUGUCGUCUAUGAAUCACCCUCAGGGCUAUGAGAACGGCGCCCGCUGCCAGUGGAACAUCAUCGUACCUGCAGGAAAGCGCGUGCACCUGCACUUCGACACAUUUUCUCUGGAGGAAAGCCAGCUGUGUCUCAGUGACAGCGUCUCCAUCUCCGACAGCCUUGGAUCUCUGGGCACCCACUGCAGCACAUCCCCUCCAGCAGACCUGGUUGCUGCUGGCACCGCACUGACUGUCCAUUUCUCCUCCAAUGACAAGGUGGUGGACACAGGCUUCAAAGCCACAUGGAGAGCCGUGGACCCAGCAGACAUCAGUAAUCUGGUUGGGUGUGGUGGAGAAUUUGUUGGUCAGCAGGGAGAGCUCCAGUCACCCAACUGGCCCAAUAACUACCCUGACCAAGCGGCCUGCACCUGGACCAUCUCUAGCCCCUCAGCCGAGAGCCUCCACAUCGUCUUCACUCACUUUGAGCUGCAGGCGGUCAACGUCCUUGGCAAAUGUGUGGACUUUGUGGAGGUCUUUGAUGCUGCUGGGCAAAGUCAAGGUCAGUUCUGCGGCUUUUUGCCACCCAAGCUGACUGUCACCGGAGACAGAGCCACCAUCCGCUUCCGCACCAACAAGGAAGUGCAGGAAAAGGGUUUCCGUGGUUACUGGACCACUGAUCCCAACGUCUUUCCAACUCUGCCCCCUCUGGCCCCCAACCCAUGGGACGAUGUGGUCAUCAACUGGCCAGCAGAAUGUGGAACUCCAGCCAUCAGUCCCAUCACUCAUGUGGCCAGGGUGGUGAAUGGAGUGGAGGCUAAGCCUCACUCCUGGCCAUGGCAGGUGUCCAUGCAGGCUCAGUCAUCUCCAUCCACACCCUUCCAGCACGAAUGUGGAGGAUCACUGAUUCAUGAACAGUGGAUCCUCACUGCUGCCCACUGCUUUAUUGACCUCCUAACUCCUGACGUAUGGCAGAUGUGUUUGGGGAAGCACCAUCUUAACUCCAGUCUGGACGGUCCCCCUGAGACGUGUGUUUCUGUCGCUGCCAUCAUCUCCCAUGAGGGCUUCAUCUACCCUGAAAACGAUACCAUCAACGACAUUGCCCUGGUGCGACUGGCCAAACCCAUUACCAAUACUCCAGAGAUCAGCCCUGUGUGUCUGCCCAAACCUGAGGCGCUCAUGCCCGCUGGCCACAUAUGCUACGUCACUGGCUGGGGAGACGAGAAAGGCAGCCUGAAGCCUGUGGCAUCAAAGAGUUUGAACCAGGCUCCUCUGCCCAUUGUGCCCUAUGAAACAUGCAGCAAACCCAGCUACUGGUGGGAUGGCAUCCGGCCCUCCAUGAUCUGCGCCGGCUAUGAGCAACCUGAUGAGCUGAAGUCUUCCUGCCAGGGUGACUCAGGGGGUCCGCUUUCAUGCCGUCCUGAUGGCAGUGACCAGUGGGAGGUGCACGGUGUUGUCAGCUUCGGUCCUUUAGGCUGCAUCAUGAACAAGAAACCUCCAGUGUUCACCCGAGUGUCUGCCUUCAACCACUGGAUAGAGGACAACAUCAAGCGUUAUGUUUACGAAAACUCUGCAGCUGCAUGAGAUCUGAGAGAGAGAGAGAUCAGAGACAGAGAGACACAGACUAGAGGUAGAGAUAUUGCAAUAAUGGUAGCUUAUUCUGUUUUUAUAGACUUUUUAUGAAAUUGAAUGUGAAAAAGUGGUUAAACAACAGAAUAUAACAAUAUUCUGUGCAGUUUGUACUUUGUAAAGUGUAAAGCACUGUAGUUCUUAAGGGAAAAAUGUAAAACAGGUGCUGUAUUUUGCAGGUUUUUGGGUUGACAAUUAUUUAAACUGACAGUAUUCCAUAAAGUGGAAAAUGUGUUGCUUCAUCAAAAUACUAACAAUACCCCACUACGGUCAGAGAGAAAUUAGUAGACAUUAUCGCUGUAUGGUCUCUUCAGUUCCUGUAUUCAUAAUUUAUAUGAUUCAAAGUUUUAGGCUGUACGUUAUGGUAAAGUUCUUUUAAAUAUUGUUUUUUUAAAUGAUUUCUAUGAAAAAUAUUCUCCCCUUAGAAUCUUGUCUUAAAGAAAUAAAAAUUGCUUUGUUUUAGCUGGUAA